AUGGUGUCUUCCUGCUUUUCUUAUUCUUCUGGUGAUUAUGGUGGUACACUUUUCUUGUGGUCUUUCUGCUUCUCUUAUUCUUCUAGUGAUUAUAGUGAUAUUUUGGUUCUUACUGGUCUUCCUUCUGUUAAUUAUGGUGAAUCUUUCAGCUUUUCUCAUGUUCUUAUCAGUCUUCCUUCUGUUGAUUAUGAUAAAUCUUUUAGUUUCUCUUAUAGUCUUUCUGCUUCUCUUCUUCUAGCGAUUAUGGUGUUAACUUCUAGAAGUAGUUAUAAUUUUUAUAUUUAA
Messenger RNA from Cetraspora pellucida, 285 nucleotides. NCBI's taxonomy places the organism in Eukaryota, Fungi, Glomeromycota, Glomeromycetes, Diversisporales, Gigasporaceae. The record is from the annotation of a GenBank genome assembly.